Saccoglossus kowalevskii is the source of this 2214-nucleotide messenger RNA. Its product is annotated as SEC14-like protein 2. The record is from RefSeq and is a predicted model, not a curated record. Gene Ontology annotation, cellular component: cytoplasm. Lineage: Eukaryota; Metazoa; Hemichordata; Enteropneusta; Harrimaniidae.
AUGAGUGGAACAGUGGGUGAUAUGACUCCUAAACAGACGGAAAAAUUGAAAGAGUUCAAAUCAAAGGUGAAUGACAUACUAGAGAAACCUGAACAUGAUGAUCACUACUGUCUUCGCUGGCUUCGAGCAAGAAAUUUUGAUGUCGUGAAAGCAGAAGCAUUGAUAAGAAGUGUAUUAGAAAAACACUACCAGGGUGGAAUGGUUGGGGAGGAUAAGGAAGGACAUCCAGUGUGGAUUGAUCCAUUGGGAAAAAUGGACAUGAAAGGUUUGAUGAGGUCAGCCAAAAGGAAAGAUAUCAUUCUAUCUCGGAUACGGUUUAGUGAACAGUUGUACCACAGUGUUUUCCCUGAGAGGAGCAAAAAGUACGGAAAACAUAUAGAAUCAAUCACAUAUAUUGUGGACAUGGAAGGACUAGGAACGAAACAUCUAUGGAAGCCAGGUCUGGAUACUUGUAUUGAGUUUAUCACCCUUCUUCAAGACAUGUAUCCGGAGUCAUUAAAAAUCGCCUAUUUUGUGAGAGUGCCGAGGAUCUUUGCAGCUAUUUAUGCCUUGCUCAAGCCUUUCGUAGACGUAGAUGUACGCAAUAAAAUUCAUGUUCUCAGUAACAAUUUCCAAUCAACUCUACUAAAAGACAUUCCUGCAGAAAGUUUACCAGUUCACUGGGGAGGUACAAUGACUGAUCCCGAGACUGGCGAUCCCAAGUGUCCUCAUCUAAUAAACCUAGGCGGGCCAGUCCCAGAAAAGUACUACUGUCAAGAACCAAUAGUUCCAGAAGACAAGAACUUGAAUAAAGAAAUAGUGAAGAAGAAAUUUGAUUUGACUUUUGAAGUGAAGAAGAAAGACAGUGCUAUAAGAUACGUAUUUAAAACUGAGGGAGGUGAUAUAGGAUUGUCUGUGUUUCUACAGUAUGGUAAAAACGAAAUAAAACAGAUACAAGAAAUGGAAAAACAUAACAGUCAUUUGGUUUAUGAAGAUGGAAGUAUUGAUUGCCCAGAACUGCGGACCACCACGGAGCAUCAGCUGUCUGAACCGCUGUCGAUUCAAAACAUCGCCAUGAGUGGGACGGUGGGUGAUAUGACUCCUAAGCAGGAGGCCAAGUUGAAGGAGUUCAAAGCAAAGGUGGGGGAUUUACUCUUGAAACCUGAACAUGAUGAUUAUUACUGUCUUCGAUGGCUCAGAGCGAGAAACUUUGAUGUUGAGAAAACAGAGGAAAUGAUAAGAAGUAGUGCAGAAGCCAGGAGGAAGAUUGGUGCAGAUACAAUAGUAACAGAUUACAAAGUACCUGAAGUAAUUGAAAAGUACUACCAAGGUGGAAUGGUUGGAGAGGACAAACAGGGCAAUCCAGUCUGGAUAGAUCCAAUAGGGCAAAUGGAUGUGAAAGGCAUUAUGAGGUCAGCCAAAAAGAAGGACAUCGUCCUGUCACGAAUACAACACAUUGAGCAGCUGUAUCAGGGUCAAUUCAUAGAGCUGAGCAAGAAGUAUGGAAAAAAUAUAGAAGCACUUACAUAUAUUGUUGACCUGGAAGGGUUAGGUACAAAACACUAUGGAAGCCAGUUUGCACAAUUUUUGCAAGACAAUUAUCCAGAAUCCUUGAAAAUCGUCUACAUCGUGAGGGCCCCAAAAGUCUUCCCAGUUAUCUAUGCAUUAGUGAAACCUUUCUUAGAUGUAGGUGUGCGUAAAAAGGUCCAUGUCCUCAGUCACAAUUUUCAAUCAACCUUACUGAAGGACAUCCCCGCAGAAAGUUUGCCAAUUCACUGGGGAGGUACUAUGACUGAUCCUAAGACUGGUGAUCCAAAAUGUCCUAAUUUAAUAAACCCAGGUGGUCCUGUUCCAGAAAAGUAUUACAGUCAGGAACCAUUAGUUCCAGAAGACAGAUACUUGAAUAAAGAAGUGGUGAAGAAGAAAUUCGAUUUGACAUUUGAAGUGACGAAAAAGGAUAGUGCAAUAAGAUAUGUAUUCAAAACUGACGGAGGUGAUAUAGGGCUGACUGUGUUCUUACAGACUGGUAAUAAACAGAUGAAACAGGUACAGGAAAUGGAGAAACAUAACAGUCAUCUGGUUUACGAAGAUGGAAGCUUUGAUUGCCCAGAAGCUGGAACAUAUAUCAUAAGAUUCGACAACUCGCACUCCUGGACAAAGAACAAAACUCUUUAUUAUUUUGUUGAUGUCAUUGAACCAGAUGCUCUCCUUGAAGAAAUGAGCACUGAUUUGUGA